AGUUAGAACCAGGUAGCCCUGGAGGGAAGCCGGUUAGUUAGAAGGAGGCAGCUAAACUUGUCACUCUGGUGGCUUUAACCCUCGCCCUGAGGCACUUUAGCAACCAGCCUUUGCCUGCAAGCCUCUGAAGCAUGUCUUUGCCUCAGAUGGAGCCAGAAGAAGCCACUGGGAAAGGAAACAUGGGCACCAAGAAAAAGAACCUGAACUUCUUGAGGUCCCGGCUCUACAUGCUGGAGAGAAGGAAGACUGACACUGUGGUUGAGAGCAGUGUUUCUGGGGACCACGCUGGUACCCUGAGGAGGAGCCAGUCUGACAGGACCGAAUACAACCAGAAACUGCAAGAAAAGAUGAGUCCACAGGCCGGGUGUGCAGCGGAGACCCUGACUCAGGAGGAGGAGGAGGAGCAUCAGAAGCGGAGGAUGAUGGCGAGGCGUUCCAAAAUCAUCGAGGAGCUGGUACAGACGGAAAGGGACUAUCUCAAAGAUCUAGAGCUGUGCAUUAAGGAAGUGGUUCAGCCCUUGAGAAAUAAACAGAUUGAUCGGCUGGACGUGGACAGCUUGUUUAGCAAUAUUGAAUCUGUGCAUCAGAUAUCAGCCAAGCUGCUGUCAUUGUUGGAAGAGGCCACAGCAGACGUGGAACCGGCCAUGCAAGUAAUCGGAGAAGUGUUCUUGCAGAUUAAAGGGCCGCUGGAAGAUAUUUAUAAAAUCUACUGCUAUCACCACGACGAAGCGCACAGUGUCCUCGAGGCCUAUGAAAAGGAGGAGGAGCUGAAGCAACAAUUGAGCCUCUGCGUCCAGUCCUUACAGAACAUAUACAGUCAAGAAGGCAAACCGAACCUAACUAACAUGAGCUCCUUGUUGAUCAAACCAAUCCAGCGUGUGACGAAAUACCCCCUAUUACUGUGCGAACUUCGCAAUUCUACCCCUCCCUCUCACCCAGACUUCAGAGCCCUGGAGGACGCCUGUGCUGCUGUGAAAGACAUCAAUGUAAACAUCAAUGAGCUGAAAAGACGGAAAGAUUUAGGUAAGAAGACAUACGAUGAAUCGGGUGCUCACCACGACUGGCGUGCUCUGUUUCUGCUUUUGAGAAUCAGCAUGUCUGAGCCGUUAGGGCAGCUGUAG
Myotis davidii is the source of this 1121-nucleotide messenger RNA. RefSeq names its product rho guanine nucleotide exchange factor 38. Lineage: Eukaryota; Metazoa; Chordata; Mammalia; Chiroptera; Vespertilionidae. Gene Ontology annotation, molecular function: guanyl-nucleotide exchange factor activity. The record is from RefSeq and is a predicted model, not a curated record. The transcript has 6 exons. Gene Ontology annotation, biological process: intracellular signal transduction. Bases 132 to 1121 code for a protein of 329 amino acids.